Culicoides brevitarsis is the source of this 854-nucleotide messenger RNA. RefSeq names its product eukaryotic translation initiation factor 4E-binding protein (gene Thor). The transcript has 2 exons. NCBI's taxonomy places the organism in Eukaryota, Metazoa, Arthropoda, Insecta, Diptera, Ceratopogonidae. Gene Ontology annotation, biological process: negative regulation of translational initiation. Gene Ontology annotation, molecular function: eukaryotic initiation factor 4E binding. The coding region runs from base 254 to 634 and encodes 126 amino acids. The record is from RefSeq and is a predicted model, not a curated record. Gene Ontology annotation, cellular component: cytoplasm.
AUUUUCUUUUCAGUCCGUGCUUGAAAAACAUUCAGAACGUUUGUUGCGCUCCUACAAGUCGUCAAGAAAAGAAGAAGCGGAAGUGAUAAAAAAAUCUUUUUUUUUCGAAAAGAAUUUAAAUCAUCUUCAAACAACCGUCGAAGGACAAAAGUAUUAAAAAAGCAGCAAAUUGUUGUUAAAUUGACUCAUAUCUAGUCUUACCAAAAAAAUUGUAAAGAACACGUUUCUCUAAAACAAAAAAACACACAAAAUCAUGUCAGCAUCACCAAUUGCGAGACAAGCAUGUUCUCAUGCCCAAGCGAUUCCCUCACGGAAAGUCCUGAUCACAGAUCCGUCGCAAAUGCCCGACGUUUAUUCGUCGACUCCCGGAGGAACUUUGUUCAGCACAACGCCCGGAGGCACUCGCAUUGUGUACGAACGCGCAUUUUUGAUGAAUCUGAAGAAUUCGCCUCUCAGCAGAACACCGCCAAAUAACGUACCUCUCGGAUUGUUGAAGGGACAACCGAAUAUUCCGAUUAACCGCAAGACGCCUCCAAAGUCGAAUCUUGCGACAAUGAGCUCACCGCCAAAGCACCAAAAUCAUCUGAAUAACAACAGCAGCAAUAACGACGAUCAGUUCGAUAUGGACAUGUAAAAACAAAAAUUUUAGACGCUUAAUUUUCUUUGUUCUUUCCUAGUUUUAAUGUUUAAUGUUAAAAAAUUAAUGAUUAAUAUGAUUAAUGUACUGAUCAGUGAUUUAUAAAAAAAAAGAUGAAAAUUUUGACUUUCUUUUGUGAAAGUUUUAUAUUUUUUAAGAAUCGACUUUUGUUUAAAGUUUACUAUGAAAUAAAAAUUAUAAAUAAUUUUUAAGAUUA